AACUCUAGCGCCCACGUGUAGGGCAAUUGAAUUGAAACCUAAGGUAUUUUUGCGAUUCAAUUUCUAAAGGUGCGCAAAUGAGUACGCCAUUGAAUAACAAAAAAAUUGUGUUCAGUGAUGACGGAACGCCUUUGGAAAACAAGGCCAUGACAGAAAAGCUUUCAAAAUCCAGGAAUCCAGUACUGGUAAAUGUAGGGACAUCAACGAAACACAAGCUAUUAGUGGAUAGCAAUGGUGAGGCUAAAAAGCCAAAGCGCAUUAAAUUUGACAACGAUGAAGCUGAAAAAAAUAUAGACGACACAUCUGUCUCUGAGGAUAGUGACGAAAACAAUGAUGACCCGGACAGGCGCUUUCAGUAUCAAUCGGGUGCAGAAGAAGUUCAUAAAAAGUGGUAUCAUUUGUAUCCUCAAUUCACAUGCUAUGAUGAAGUGCUAGACCUAAAAGAAAACGAGCAACUGGAUAUAUUCAAUACGUGCAAAAGCGCUUUCGAAGCAGAGAAGCCAACAUAUAACAAACGCAAUCCUUCAGACGCACGCUGGUUACAAACUGCUUUGCACAAAGGCACAGCAAAAGAUCGCGCCAACGCUGGAGCACUUCUUGUUACUAGCAAUCCUCUGGGCAACAUUGAAGCUCUUAAUAUACUGAUCGAAUUUUGCAAAUUGUCUAAUAAAUCUUGUAAUGAUGUGAUCGGAAUUCUUACCGAUCUAUGGCAAGAAGUGCUGCUGCCGCCAGAUCGGAAGCUUUUAUCUCUAAACAGUCGAGGAGCUGACUGGAAGCAGCUACGAAAGAAUUGCAAUAUUAAGAAGGAUCACCAACGAUGCAUAUGUGCCUACUGGUAUUUUGAAAAUGAGUUAAAGGAUCUUUACUUUGAGUUCCUGAAAAUUCUUAUGCAAGGUCUACAGACAGGGCAAGAACAUAAUAAAAAUGCUUCAAUAGUUGCCGCUGCGCGUUUACUCUCCUACGCUCCGGAAAAAGAACAAAUGUUGCUUACAAUGCUCAUAAAUAAGCUAGGUGACCCAACAGCAAAGAUUGCUUCAAAAGCAUUGCACCACCUCAGUGAGGUAGCUCAACGACAUCCCAACAUGAGCACCGUUAUUGUAGCGGAGACGGAAAAGUUGAUUUUUCGAAACAAUAUCUCUGAACGUGCACAGCAUUUUGCAUUGUGUUUUCUGUCCAGCAUUGCGCCGUCUGGUCGGGCCGAAGUGUGCACCAAAUUGGUCAAUAUUUGUUUUUCACUCUUCAAAGUGCUGGUGCAAAGGGGUGCCGUGAACAAUCGCACCAUGCAGGCCAUAUUACGUUGCUUAAAAAACGCCAUCUUUGAAGCAAAACCUGCUAAUGGCAAGACUGAACUGCUCAACAAAGAGAUGCAAGAUACCAUUUACCGUUUGGUUCAUUUAGCUGAUAUACGUGUCUCUGUACAAACAUUGGGACUACUACUCCAACUUAUCACUGUAAAGACAGAAAAAACUGAUCGCUUUUAUAAUGCGCUCUAUGUAAAGUUGUUGGACUUGAAUUUGAUUAAUAUUGGCUCUAAAACGGCGGCACAAUUACUGCAUAUUGUACAUCGUGCUAUCCACAUCGAUAAGCAUAUGCCUCGUGCUCAGGCCUUUAUCAAACGAUUGUUGCAGUUGGCGCUCUAUUUACCAUCCCACAUCGCCGCUGGUUGCAUGAUUGUAUUGCAUAAGGUGUUGCGCAUGCGCCGUGAACUGAUUGAUGACAGUGGACAGACCAAGGAAACGGCGAAUAAUGCUAUACCAACUGAAAACGUUGUAACUGAUAGUGAGGAUAAAUAUGCAGAAAAUGUAUUGCCAAGCAGCCCCUGGCAUCACACUAAUAUAAAAGCCGUCGCUAACGAUAAAGAAGUACGUGUUAUUGGCACGCGCCAAUACGAUCCCUACCACCGCGUGCCAGCUUUUGCAGGAGCUGCAUAUGCCCUGCGCAACGAGCUACAGUUGCUGCGUCAACACUAUCAUCCCACUGUGCAAGUUUUUGCUGAGCAGAUUCUUUUACAAAAACGCAUUGAUUAUUAUGGCGAUCCACUGCGUGAUUUCGGACUGCCCUAUUUUCUUGAGCGGUUCGCCUUUAAGAAUCCCAAAAGGCUUAAUAAUCCGCAUCCGGAAAGUUCCACCAUCGCCCACAAACGAUAUAUGGCAUAUGGUACACGUGGAAAGCCAGUUAAGUCGUUGACAAGCAUCAAUUGUACGGAGGAUGAAAUGUAUAUAUUUAAUUUCUUGGAGCAUAAACGCAAACGUGCUGCAAUGAGCUUGUCGAAUGAACAAGAAUUUAAAGCGGAGGCCGAUUACGAGGGUGACUCUGAGUUAAAAUAUGGCGAAGUAGAUGAUGAUGAAUUUGAAGUCUAUUUGGAUAGCUAUUUCGGUAAAAAAUUUAAGGUUGCCAAUGCAACAGAGAGCAGCGGGGACGACGAAUUAAACUAUCUCCAAGAAUUGGGAGGCGAAAUACAACAUAAAAAACUUCAAAAUGAAAACAAAAAUAAAAAACAUGCAGCCGUCUGCUCCGACGACGAUGAAGACAUAGAUGACUGGAACGACAAUGGUGAUGGUGAACUAGACAUAGAUGGAAGUGUCUUUUCUGACAAUGAAAACGGUUCUAUUAAUUUGGACGAGCUUGAUGAUGAGUCCGUUGAUAAAGAUAGUGAUACAACCGAUACACCAGAAACCGAUGACAGCGAUGACGACAUAAACGUCAAACCUUCAAAGGCAAAGAAAUCGCUUCAGAGUCAACAGUCAGGUUAUGAUAAGCGCAGCUUUGCCAAAAAACUCAAAACCAGCACUAACAUGCUAUCCCUGUUUGCUGCUGCUGAUGACUUCUCUAAUCUGCUGGAGGAAACUGGCAAAACAAGAGGCCAAGGUACUGUAAAUGCUGUAUUCAAUAUGGACAAAUCAUCAGAUAAGCAAAUUAAUUGGGAGGAAAAGCGACGCUCAACCGGCAACCACGCAAGUAAAAAAAUUUCUACCAAAUCAGGGGGUCGCAAAAAGAUUCAAUUUGGAAAGAAACGUAAGCACUCAAAAAGCAGUUAAUGUAACAAUAAAUAAAAUGUAAUAAAUAAAUUUUAAAAGAGA
Messenger RNA from Scaptodrosophila lebanonensis, 3080 nucleotides. It is a transcript of the gene Noc1, whose product is annotated as CCAAT/enhancer-binding protein zeta. Gene Ontology annotation, cellular component: nucleus. NCBI's taxonomy places the organism in Eukaryota, Metazoa, Arthropoda, Insecta, Diptera, Drosophilidae. The transcript is spliced from 6 exons. Bases 78 to 3038 code for a protein of 986 amino acids. The record is from RefSeq and is a predicted model, not a curated record.